UAAGCAAAUAAUUGAAUUUGGUUUCCGGUUCUCCGUCCACCGGCUUUCUCCUCCGGCCAUUUGACACUCAAAUUCUCUCACUCUCCAGCAACGAACCCCACCGUUCUUCACAGAAGAGAUACAUUAACGUCCUCCGAUCCGACGGAACACGGCGGAGAUGGGUCCACCCAAAACCCUCCGCACGAUCUCACAGGAAGCCUUCGACGAGGUGGUAAGAGAGAAUGUGGAGGACCUGGGGAUGGAUCCGACUGAAGCUCUCCAGGAUGCAAUCGAAACCUUAACUCUCCAAGGCGUUGAUCUCUCAGGCAUUGUGAGAUGUGUUCCUGGAGAGGGUAGCGCGAGAGAUAAUCCUUUGGUACAGAGAUUGGAGAGGCUGAAACAAUUGGAUGGUGAUUCGAAGGAUAGAAUCAGUGACGAGUAUGUUGACGAGAUUGUGGUUUUAUUUGAUGGAAUUUCUGAGCUAUGUGGAUCAAAAGAAGAAUCCGGAAAUGCAUCGAUUGCAUUAAGAAAUGGGGGAUUAGGAUUGCUUUGUUCUCUUUGUUACAAGAUUCCAAAUGAUUGUGAACGUGCUAUUGCUUCUGCUUUGAAGACAAUGGUGUUAUUGCUUCCAGAUUUACACAGUACGGAAAUAUUUCGUACUAGCAAUGGACCCAAAAUCGUAAUGGAUAUUCUGAAUAGUGGCAAGCAAAAUGUAGACAUCUUACAUGGUGGAUUUGCUGUCGUUGCUGCGGCUGCAACUGCUAAUGAGGUUCUUAAAGAGGUAUUCAUGGAGAUGAACAUUGAUGAGCUUAUUUUGCAGACUCUGAGUACGUACAGAGGUGAUUGUAUUAGUAGCUUAUAUGAUGCUAUUCGGAUUCUGCUGACACCUGAUGAUCAUCGUGUAGUUGCCUCUCAAGUUUAUGGUUAUGCCCGAAGAUUUGCAAAAAUUGGAAUUGCUAAUGCUCUUGUUGACUUGCUACAUGGAGGACUUAACUCAGCUGGUCUAGUUUCUGCGAGCAUUGCUUUAAGGGCUGUUGCCGUUAAUGAUGAAAUUUGUAAAUCCAUAGCUGAAAAUGGUGGUAUUGAUGCAGUUCUGAGAUGCAUUGACGACAGUGGUGAUCAAGGCAAUAAAAUGGUAGCUAAAGUUUGCUGUUCUUUGUUAUCAAAGUUGGCAGGAAGUGAUGCUAACAAGAGCGCUAUUAUUGAAAAGAAAGGAUUGGAUAAACUAAUCAAGCUUUCAUCCAGAUUUAGUGAUGAUCCAUCUGUUCUGCAGGAGGUAAUGUCGAUUAUAUCAGUGCUUUCAUUGAGAUCUCCAGAAAAUGCAACACGCGCAAUUGAAGCUGGAGCUGGAGAUCUUGCUAUUCAAGCUAUGCAGAAGUUCCCUUCAGCUCAACAAAUGCAAAGGAACUCCUGUAACAUGAUACGAAAUCUUGUGGUCAGGAACCCAGAAAACAGAGCUGUUUUGCUCAAAAGUGGAAUCGAGAAAUACAUUCGAAAAGCGAAGCAAAACCAUGAAAGCUGCAAAGAUGCUGCAAGUGAUGCAUUAAGAGACUUGGGGCUUGACAAUUAUCUGUAGCCUUUGAGAGCUUGGUUUGAUUUCCUUUCACUUGUUUUUUUAAAUUCACAAUCUUUUGUGCAACUUUGCAUUCUUCUUUUUUGGCUCAUUUUGCUUCACUUUUAGUGUAAGUUAGGAUGGGGAGUGGGAGAAAAAGUGAUAACUUUGGUUAAAUUUUUUAACCCACGCGGCCAAAAUUCAUCUGUCGAAAAAUUAGGUUGGCUGAUGAGUGUAGAAAUCCUGUAGUUACAAGGAACCUUACAUGUAACAAAUACUUGCCUGUUUGUCCUGUUUAUGAUAUGUUUUACAGAUGUUUUGUCAGCGUGAA
Messenger RNA from Benincasa hispida (wax gourd), 1862 nucleotides. RefSeq names its product ARM repeat superfamily protein. The record is from RefSeq and is a predicted model, not a curated record. NCBI's taxonomy places the organism in Eukaryota, Viridiplantae, Streptophyta, Magnoliopsida, Cucurbitales, Cucurbitaceae. Gene Ontology annotation, molecular function: protein binding.